Molecule: messenger RNA, 4786 nt
Organism: Hylaeus anthracinus
Lineage: Eukaryota; Metazoa; Arthropoda; Insecta; Hymenoptera; Colletidae
Exons: 7
Coding region: 52-1014 (320 amino acids)
Cellular component (GO): cytoplasm
Source: RefSeq, a predicted model, not a curated record
GGAGCAUAACGCGUCAGCAGCCAUUCUUUGACACCGUGCAGAGAACCAUCUAUGCCACCGUGUCGCCUCUGCCUGAAAAUGAAAGCAGAAUUCAGACUCGUUUUGUUUCUAUGCAAUCUCUUCGCGUGGAGUGUCGCGCAAAUCGACUUUUCCGACGACAACGUCGAAGAGGAUCUGAGGUACGUGGGUUUCGACCAGGUGCAGUCGCUCAGGCAACUCGUGUACGGUAACGGAAAGAAUCGUCGAGAUACGGACGAUGACUUCGACAACUGGAAAGGCCGGUGGAUGCCUGACAAACCAGGUGAUCCAACUCCGCCGCCCAAGGUAUUUCCAAAAAUGGAGGAAGAUCUCAUACGUGGACUCUUGGAACCUAUUUACGGAGUGCCCAUGGGACACCCGUCGCCAAAUUGCGAUGAUGCUAAGACUAACUUAACGAUCGAUUGGGAUGGCUCUCCAACCAAUUAUACAUGUUACGGGAAAAAGCUAAUGCCAAACAUAGAAACGAUACCCCUGAAGUACUGCGAGCAGAUUCCAAAGAGUUACGUCGCUACGCAUAAGUGCAUGCAGGAAAGGAUAGAGUACGACGAUGACAUUCCCCUGUUUGGACCGCAUAGACCUUUAUGGCCUGUCUACGGAGAAUACAAAUUUCUGCCCAAGCAGAGGUGGAUUCAUAGCCUCGAGCAUGGUGCGAUCGUCGCAUUGUAUCAUCCGUGCGCCAAUCCGUUGGAGGUGAAGCACUUGACGAGCCUAGUCACUAGCUGUCUACGACGGCACGUCAUCAGUCCCUAUGAUAUGUUGAGCGAGGACCGCCCAUUGGCACUGGUCUCUUGGGGAUGCCGACUGACAAUGUCAUACGUCAAUCAUAAGGUGGUAACCGCGUUCAUUCGCGAGCACGCUCUUCGUGGACCAGAGGCGAUAGCCAGGGAUGGCGACUUCGACGAAGCUCUUCUCCGCCCGGCCAAGCUUGUGUCUGACUUUGAAGAUUCGACCCUCUGUCCUGCUAAUUCCGCGUAACGUUCGUACUCUAAAACACAACGGCUUGGAACCAUGAAUUUACUACUACCUAGCGCUUGUAUGCGCAUUAUUUGUAUGUACAUAAUGUAACGCGGUCCUUUGUGCGUUCUACCUACGAGUAAUUUAUUUAUUUGAACGCCGUGAUCGUUCAAUGUUGUGCUUCUCGUGAUGAUGUCCCUAUCUUUUUUUUUUUUUUUGUAUUUUUUAUUACACCAUAAGUCAAUAAGAAAAAUAUAAAUAAAAGAAUCGAAAAGCCAUGAUUCGCUUGUGCGAGAACCAAUGCAUUUUUAUUUCUUUUCCGCUUGGUCCUUUGCGGUUUUCUUUUUUUUUUCUCUUAACGAGGGCGAAGGAGACGAAUGAAUGGGACACGCGCAAACGUUUUUACUCCCGUUACAUAUUGUUGUAUAUUGUUCGUUUUUUUUUUUUUGGUUUUUCUUUUUUUUUCGAGAGAAGAUCCGUUAAUACAUUGAACAUCGUGUCGGUUUUUAAAAUUUCUUUGCGGACCAUUUGUUUAUCUACAGACGUAUAGUAACUUCACUGUAGUGCUGACUAAAAUCGUUAUUCCUGCGGAUACGUAUCUUCGACGAUAUAUAAAAUUAGGGUAAGACAAUUAACGCUACUAUAUUUCGGUAAUGUAAAAUAUACUACUCGUCUACUCAAUGGUAAGUCGUUGAACGUAAAAGAAUAUAUAAUUGUACAGUAAACGCUUGGCUUCAUUCUUUGUUCUUUAUAUAUCGCUCGUAGUAGGUCAAGUGGGUUUUGAAAAUUAUUCGCAUAAACGCGAGGGAAAAUCGGCGAAUCGCGGGGGCCGAGAAAAGCGAGAUCUCGCGAAAAAAAUGUUUUCGAGAGGGCGAUUCGCCGAUUCGGCUCUCGUUGGUCGACCGAACGUUUCUUUAUGCCGCGAUCCGACUCCCUCGAAUCCUAUUUUCUCUCGCCACACUAUUUCUUUUCUCUCUAUCCCGGUUCUCUACCGAGCCGGAUCCACGGUUUGUUUGUAGGACAGAGAUGGGCAAAAUUCUUACCUAGAUACAAAUUUCCAAUAACGAAUAAAGGAUAAACGAUCGUUUAUCCGUCGCUCAUUGAUAUUAUAUUCAUUUAUAUUCAUCGGCUAUACGAUGAAAUAUUUAACAAUGAACAAACGAGAAAUAAACGUCACGAAUAAAUCGCUAUACGUUGGUUUUAUUCGUUAUUUAUUAUUCAAAUUAAAUUUUACCCGUCUCUGGUUCAGGAGAUCUACCAUUAUGUAUAUGCAGAGCCGAAUUAAGGCGCGAACUUUUUCAAGCUACAGCCGAAGGGACUCCAGUGAAAUUAGUGGAAGGAAGUUUACGCCGACUUUGUGUAUUACAUAUUCAAACUAUUUUGAAAAUUGAUUUUCUCCAUAUUUUUACAAAUGAUUUUCUUUCGAGAAACGAUUCUCGUUUACCUUGAAAAAUGACGUUCAUUCCCAAAAAUUAUUUUCACUUAAAAACGUAAUAAUAGACGAUACAUGGUUUAUUCUUCAACGUUAUCUAAUUACUCUUUACUUUUAUGGAGGCCCUCACAGUAUCCGUAACCCAUGGAUCUGCAAGAACUUAAUCCGGCGCUGUGUAUGCGUGUGUAUACUCACAGAGGAAUAAAUCUUUGUGCAUGGUUACACGGUGAAAGGGCACAUUCAGUUGAUCACAUGUUAUAUUUCUACUGCUGCGGUAAAUCGUCACUCCUCUCUUUGGUUUCCUCCGGACGAGUCUGAAGCCUUGCCUCGCCGCGCGUUCUCUUCCCGCCUCAAGGAAUUAAAGAUUACGACGGUGGAUCUCUUAAGAUUAUUGCCAACUUUGUACAGUAUAAUAAUAAUAGUAAUAACAAUAAUAAUAAUGAUAAUAAUAAUAGUAACAGUAAUUGUACAUCGUAUUAAAGACGAGAAACGAAAUAAUUGUCUAUCAUUCUUUAUCUCGUUCGAGAGGGAGAGAGAGAGAAGUGAAAAUCCGUGCUCGCUCGAUGCACAAACACGAGACGCAAAUACGAUUUAUAGGCAGAAAAAACACCGUUGAUUUAUUGAGUAAGUAACCGUUAGUUGAUACAGGUCUUAUUUCACUUUUUUUUUUUUCCCCAUUUUGUUCAUUUUUAUGAAUCUCGCCUAUGAAAUAUCUACGAUAAAAAGUAUUCGUACCUCUUUGAACGUGCUAAAUUCUGUUGGUUUCUCAUGUUUCUCUCGCGCUCAACUUUCGCACACCCAUCCACACGGCAGCCACGCAUGCGCGCGCGCACACACACACACGCGCACACACUCUGUCGUCCAGAGUUCAGGCACGCCACUAAACCUCGUAUUCGCAGAUUCGCACGUUGUGUGUGUGUGUGUGUUUCUCUCUCUUUCCAUGUUUCUUUUUUUUUUGUUUUGUUUUCUUCUUAUUCUCUCUCAUAUUUAAUACCGUUCGCACUUUCUUCCCCUUUCUCUCCCGCUCUCUCAUUCCCCUACUUUUGUUUCUCAGUAAUGUAAAUUUUAUUAGUAAUCUCACUUUGUCGCGUGGCGCUCACCAGCGGUGCGCCAGCGCAACCAUCCUUAACGUUACGAUUAACACCGAACUUCCCUUUGAUCGCUCUUUUAUUUUUUGUUCGUUUGUUUUGUCUUUUUUCUUUUUAUUCGUCUUCUUUAGUCUCAAAACAUCAUCUCGCAAACUUACGAUUUACGCUUGAAAGUGGAAUUGACACUCAUAAGGUUAUUGAAGUAGUCUCUCGAAGUAAUAAUUGCACCGAUGCGACACGACCAAUGUACAUUUUUCUUUUCACACUUUGUCCUGUCGCGUUCAAAGGUCUCUAAAGCGUUCCCUCUUGCUUCGUCACGAUUCCCGGUCUCUCUCCCUCUCUCACUCUCCCAUUGACCACCUCUCUCGUUUAUUUCUCGUCUUCCCAAUUUCUGCCUCGCCUGGAUCGCAUCUACAUUCUCGAUGGACAAGUUUAACACAAGGAGACGGGCCACAUAUUCUUCCAAUAAUAAUAAGACGAAAAACGAGAACGCCUUACAGCCACUCACACAACACAAGAUAGAUAUUUAAAAUAAUAUACCGAUGAUUAUGCAAACGGGACAAUGGUUCAACCGAGGUGCUUCUCUCGACCUAAUCUCAAGUUGAACGAAUAUUUAAACAACUUCGGUUCAAUUAUUUUAUAGAAACUAUAUCAAACGCACGUCGAUCAGAAUAAACGAUGGUUACGAAGCCUAUAGGGUAAAUUGACGUUAAUGUUCUUCUCUAUACCGACAACUAAUUUUUAUGUAACUAUUUCAUAAUUUUAUCUACCACAUAGAAAACUUAAUUGUUCUAUAUUAAGGCAAGUUUGCUAUGCGGUGUUCUCGUUUGUCAACUGUUAUAUCAAUUCAAACUUUACCCAUCUCUAAUGACUGGCUACAAAGCUUCCGUCAUGAAUCCGCGGAAGGACGCGCAAGUCGAUAGGACGCAGAGAUCGAGAGGGAAAGAGAGACGGAUAGACAGGCGGACAUCGGAAUCACUAACGCGCUCGGGAUAAGAUCGAAGAUUCGCUCUCCGACAUCUGUUCGUCAACAAGGAAAACAGCGAAGCUAAAGAUUGACUACUAUCGAGAAAGCCUCUCGUUCGUUCUUAGGCCAAACCGAGUAACGCGCGCACUGUCGAUUAUCGUGCGUGGAGCCCAGCUUCGAUAAACUCGACCGUACCUACCAGAGGCGCACGAACGCCGCUAGCAGAGAGCAGCGGUUCCUUCCUAAACACCGCAGUGCGCAAAAAACUGCUAUAUCAUUGAUGAUUCGCUGACAGAAUUGGACACC